GCAGAAAGUCGAAUGCUGGUCUUCAAGAACGACACUUUUAUACCUCUAUCCUUGUUUUUGAGCUCUUUGGAUUGAGCAUCAGAUUGCAAGCCAUGCACUCAAGUUCGUGUCCCGGUCUCAGCACCCAGCUCUUCCUCUUCCUUAUCCCCAGCCUCCAUUCCAGAAGACGUCUUCUUCAGCAGUUCUCCUGAAGACAAGAGGAACUUCUUGGCUGAGAGUGACGAGUGCAGCAGUGAGGAGGACCUUUUAGACCUCUGCCCUUCCCUGAGAGAUUCUGAAUAUUUCAGAGACCUGCAACUCGGAUCAACCGAGCCACCGAUCACACAACCUAGGGCCUUGAACGCACCCGACAAGAGUUCUGCUUCUUUGAUACCUCUUCUGUCCACACCAGCAAGUGAAUCCGACCAGGAUUCCACAGAGUCAGAGACCCAGCAACUUUUGCAGAUAGACCACACUUUGAUUUCAAGCAUGGAUCGCUUGAUUGCUGUCAAAACCUCAGAGUCUCAGGAUUAUCCGGCGUCUGACCAAGAUGAGGACUUAGACAUGGAUACCUUUCCUAUAUUGGUUAGAUCCAUGUCCACAUCUCGUAGGCACAGCUGGGAAUGUCCAGUGUCUCCGAUUGAUCUUGGAAGAAGGUUCAGCUUAGACACUGCCGGCAUUGACAGUGAUGGGGAAAGAGAGGUCCAGUGUCUGGCCAAAAGUUCCCUUUUACCAUCUUCCUCCUUCUCCGAAAGUUCAGUGGAAGAAGCAACCAGUGCUGUUGAAAGUGAAAGUCCCAAAACACAACGACAGCAGUCUUCCACACCAACAAAGACUAUUUAUUCCAGAUCUGAGAUUCUAGCGACUGAUGAAAAAUCACAAGCUGAAAGAGUAUCCCGAAUACUGGAGACUUCCAAGCAGGCUGCCAGAGAGGCUGGAGAAGAGCAGGAGUCUGAAGAGGGGCUGCAGUCUGGAGAGGGUCGGAGUCACGUGACGAAACGCAGAAAUUCAAGCAUUGACAGAAAAGAGGGGACUGGGAACUUCACAUGGUAUGAGUUUCUGGCCCAUGAAAAUGACGAUGAAGAGGAGGAUCGGCCGGAGCGUCCAGAAAGAGGCACCAAAGUGAAGCGGACUCUGAGUUCACUGAGGAACCGCAUGACUGGAUCCUUCAACAAAGACAAAGGUAAGACUCGUGAGAAAGAGCAGCACAAAGAAAAGAGCCGAGAGAGAGAAAAGGACAAAGAGAAAGAGAAAGAGUUGAGCGAGCGUGUGAAAGUGCGCCGGCGCAGCGUCAGCGGCCACCAACUCGUGCCCGGAUCUUUCUCCAGCUGCGCCACAUGUUCACUUUGCAGCAAAACCCUGCAGAGGAAGCAUGGCUUGCAGUGUUUGAACUGCGCUGUGAACGUCCAUAAGAGCUGCAAGAACCUGCUGCCCGAGUGCAAGAGCAAGGCGAAAGAUUCAGCGCAGAAGACGUCAAACGGCGCAGCUCAGUUGAAUAGUCAAGCUCUGAGAGACCCCUGCGCUGCUCUGACCCCCAUCGAUGGCUCGUCUCGCUUGUCCCGCUGCGCUGCAGGUAUGACCGUCCCACACAAAGGCCCCAGCGCUCAGCCCACCGCCUCAAGCAACCCCUCUGCCAGCCAGAACAGCAGCAGCAGCGGCUCCAUCACAGGAGAGAUGGAUGAGAUUGAUGCUUUCAGAGUGAGACGUCCUGCUGAUGACACCGUCUCUCUGGCCUCCACAGUGCCCGAAUCACUCAUCGUUGAAGAUGCACAUUAUGCCACAGUACGGAGUGAACUGGAAGCCCUCGCGCAAGACUUCGAGGUGGAGUCCUGGAGUCUGGCUGUGGAUCAGAACUUCUUAAAGAUGCAUUCGAAGGAAACAGUCAAGAGACAGGAUGUUAUAUAUGAGCUCAUCCAGACGGAGAUCCACCAUGUGCGGACGCUGAAGAUCAUGCUCCGCGUUUACGCUCGAGAGCUGCGGGAGGCCUUACAGCUGGACGACCGCAGGGUGGACUGUCUGUUUCCCCGGCUGGACAGCCUGCUGGAGCUGCACAACCACUUCCUGUCCCGUCUUAGAGAGCGACGUGUAGAGUCUCUGCAGCCGGGCAGCGAACGCAACUACGCCAUCAAUAAACUCGCAGAUAUUCUUAUAUCCCAGUUUUCGGGAGAGCUCGGAGAGCGCAUGAAGGAAAGUUAUGGGGAUUUCUGCAGUCGACACACUGAAGCGGUCAACCACUACAAAGAGCAGCUGCAGAGCAACAAGAAAUUCCAGAACCUCAUAAGAAAAUUAAGUAAUCUGUCAAUAGUGCGACGGUUAGGAGUCCCAGAGUGCAUCUUGUUAGUGACACAGAGAAUAACCAAGUACCCUGUGCUUCUGGAGCGCAUCCUACACAACACUGAAGCCGGGACAGAAGAGCAUGAAGGAUUGGCACAAGCUCUGGGUUUAAUUAAAGACGUAAUUGUUCAGGUGGAUGCUCAGGUCAGUCUCUAUGAGAAGGAAACGCGGCUCAGGGAAAUCGCCUCCAAGAUGGAGCCCAAAUCCCUUGGGAAAAUUAAAGACGGACGUGUCUUCCGUAAGGAGGACCUCUCUCAGGGCCGCCGGAAGCUCUUGUUUGAGGGCACGGUCAACUGGAAAGCUGCGUCUGGUCGACUUAAAGAUAUUCUAGCACUGCUUCUUACUGAUGUUCUCGUUUUGCUCCAAGAGAAGGACCAGAGAUAUGUCUUCUCAACUGUGGACAACAAGCCGUCGGUCAUUUCUCUGCAGAAGUUAAUUGUGCGUGAGGUGGCUCACGAAGAGCGGGCAAUGUUCCUCAUCUGCGCUUCCUCAAAUGAACCUGAGAUGUACGAAAUCCACACUGCCUCAAAAGAAGACCGCAACAUAUGGAUCACCCAUAUCCGUCAGGCAGUGGAGAGCUGUCCGCAUACUGAAGAGAGAUUGUUCAGUGAGGAAGAGGAGGCCAGAGUCGCCCGCGUCAGAGAGUACCAGGAGCGUCUGGCACUGAAGGAUGCUCAGAUAUCUCAGAGUCUGUCGGAGAAGCUGCAGUUGUUUGCGGAGCUGUCUGAAUGUGUGGCCGGUCUGGAGGACUCAGGCUCCCGCUCUCGUCUGCUCCUCCGCGGAGACGCAUCUGACCUCCAGCAGGGGGAGACGCUUCUCAAAGCAGCCAUCACUGAAGUGGAGAACCUGCAGAACCUCCUGACGUCUAGAGUUCGGGGAACAUCAGCACAGACCGAAGGAAGCCAGAGUCCAUCCUUGAGUUUGCUUCCACGCAGAGCCGACACAUUCGGCGGAUACGACAGCAAUUCUAGCAUACUGCCUAAGAAUGGCAGCAUUAAGAAGAAGGGUCCCGGAGCAGGCGGCAGGACGAGAGAUAGGAGUCAGCGGGCCAGUUCUGACCCACAGCUCAAAGAGGUGUUCUCCUGUCAGGACCAUGAUGAGCUGGAUGAGGCUUCCUCACCUGCCAGCACCAACAUGUGGUCCUCGUGUAAACUUCCUGAAUCAGAGUUGUAUGAGCAUGUGCUGCUGCUUUCCCAGAGACUCUACAGUUUACAGGCCAUAAUCUCCCAGCAAGACAGCCACAUCGAGCUCCAGCGGGCCUCUAUCCUCACGGCUGAGCGGGAGCGGCCUGGCAGCCGAACCCGCGGCACCGACGUGCUCCUGGAGCAGGAGAAGCAGCGCAAUCUGGAGAAGCACCGUGAGGAGCUGGCCAAUUUCCAGCGGCUACAGAGCCAGCAUCGACAGGAGCAGGCGCGCUGGGAGCGAGAGCGCGAAAAACAGAGGCGACAGGCAGAAGCCGACCAGCAGAGGCUGAAGGAGAGAGAGGAGGAGUGCAGGAGGCUGGAGACACGGCUGGCCGAGGAGAGACUGGAGUUGGAGAGACAGAGACAGACCUACCAGCAGGACCUGGAGAGGCUGAGAGAGUCCACGCGCGCAGUGGAGAAGGAGAAAGAGCGUCUGGAGCAGCAGAGGAAGCUGAAGAAGCACAACACUGUGCCCAAUACUGCAGCGCUGUACACACAGGAGCUCACACAGCUUUCCACUUCCUCCAGCUUCAACGGUGAGCUUCUGCUGGGUGGAGCAGGAGAGCAGACGCACCCCCAGAAGUCUCUCCUGCGGGCCACUCUCUCGGCAUCUCCUGCAGACUAUCCGGAGCAUCCCGAAGUCCACUCGCGCAGAGAGAGCUCCUGCAACACCCUGCCUGCCAAGACAGAGGUUCCCAUCCAUCUCAUCAGCACCACCAACCAGCUGCACAAGCAGGGCAGCGUUCAGCAGCAGAUCCCCACCAAACUUGCCGCCCUCAGCAAGGGCAAGGAGAAGAGCGGCAAGGGCAAGAGUUCCCAUCGUACCGACAGUUUGGCGUCUGUGGACAUGAAGCAGAUGCUGCCCAUCAAGCUGUCAGCGAGGGAUUCAGACGGAGGUCACAAAACCCGCCGACCCAUCAGCCCUCACCAACCUCAGCAUUCUCACUCAGAUUCCCUCAGCCCUCCAGACGCUUAUUCUGAUGCCCAGUCUAGCCUCGCGCCAGCCCUUCCCAAAACCCACAACCAGACCUCCCAGCAAACCCUACCGUACACUGUUAGCGAUGAAGGCGCUAAGGAGGACGUUAUCUUUUUCUGAACGCCGCACUGUUUAUGUUGACAUUUUGAGCCUGUCUUAAACUACUAAUGAGUUGGAGCUGGAAUUUGUGAAGGAAAAAAAUGUCCAGAAAACCCAAAGACUUUCUGUGAAUGAAGUUAACUAGCAUGAAGAAAACUGUAGCAUGUGAAGGAUAAAUUGGCGUGUUUUUUGGGUCGCAAUUUUGCACAGCGCUAAUGUUCCAGUGUUUGGGAUGACAGUUUUCUCCUGGGUCUGUUCAGUUUUGGUUGUAGUAUGUUGUGGUCAAUCUGGAACAUUAUUGCUUAUGGAUAAGGACAAAUGGAUUAAAAGGUUUGACAUUUCGGUAACUGUUCUCAUUGAGUCCAGGAUAUUGUUUUUUGAUUUGGACCGUACACUGUAGACAAAUGUGCUGGAUUUGAACCUAGAUUGUUUUAUUGAAGUAAAGCCUUCAUUUCAAUGGUCAUUUUAUUCAUGGGGUUUUGUCUUUCUAGAGAUUUAUUCCCAAUUAUUACCAAAAAACGUGAAGAGAAUGCUGUUUUAUUACUUUGUUAGUCUGUCCUCAAAAUGAAGGGAGCAAAUGAUCUUGAUAUUUUGAGAUUACACUCAAACUAAAAUCAGACGAAGGAUGCGAAUAUUUUAUAUAAUAAAUUAAUCCUGUUUUCAUCAUUCCAAAUGAUCAAAAAAUCAAUCCAAGACAUGAUUUUGUAUAAAAUCAUAAUUGAUCAAUACCGCAAGGCAAUAACAUUUUCAUUACUGUGAUAUAAAGUAGUUUGACAAUGAUUUUUUUUGUUAACACCAGAUGUGGAACGCACUAAUAAAUCGCACCAUUCACACGUAAAUAGACGCAUGAGCAUUUUAAGUUUACUUGCUUCAUUUGCGCGUCAAAUUUGCUUCAUUUGCAUGUCAAAUUCGCUUCACAAUAGACAUAAAUUCGCAUCAUGGGCAGGGCUUCUAUCUGCCCGGUGACUCUAGCUUCGUUGCUAAAUGGCUAACAUGUAUUUUAUUGAGAGAAUAGCUGUGUUAUUUAACAACAGGCGCUAUGUCAUAAUCACGCCCCUACAAGAAAAUGUUCCUGAUUGGUUAAUGCGGCGCAAAUGGCCGCUGAAGUUCAGAUUUUCCAACUCAAACAAUAUGCGUGUUAAGCAUUCAAAACGUUCAACUUGCGCCGAUUCAUUCGACCGAAUCGUGACAUUCGCGCCGCAUAAUCCGCGUGAAACAUGGUGCUGGAUGUCUAUUCGUGUAUUUACAUAGGCUUAACAUGUAAAUCACUUGCGCUUGACGCUUCAUCCAUGUCUGGUGUGAACGCAGCUUCAGUGUACUGUACAUCAGUGGUCCCCAACCUUUUUAUCACCGCGGACCGAUCAACACUUGACAAUUUUGGCAUUUAGGGGAUAAGGGGGUUGCUAGGUGCCCAUCAAUAGUUUUCUCAGAUGAUGAUAACGAAAUAUUGCUGCAGCUCUGAUACAAGUUUUAUUUAUGGAGAAAAUUAAAAAGCUCUGCAGUGUUUGGGUGUUCUGUGUUUGUCUGAGGUAAUUAGUCUACUGAAAUGUAUAAAAAGUAUGAAGCUGAUUGGUCAGUUCUUGUCUCGUGACUCAUGGUGCAUUCGUGGCAUUCUGAAAAACUGCAAUGUUUUCAACUGAGUGCGCCUGGAAAACGCGAGCACGUCGCUCCCAAUAUGCUUUCACAAGCAUUGCGCCUCCAUUGGAUAUGCUUGUGCACAGAAAAAACGCGAUGUGAACAAGGUCAACGUCGUUUGCAUUCGCCGUCUAUAGCAAUUGAUCUUUUUCUUGCACAGACAUGCUGAAUUCUUGUGGCUUAUAUUUUGUUGCUUAAGUGACCGAGCUACAACCUAUAGAAUACAGUAAUUUUUCAAAAUAAAAGAUCGUUCAGACUCGGAUAAUAAAUAAAACGGAAAUAAUUAAUGAUUUCUUGUGCGGCCCAGGAUAAAUUGAUCUACAGAUCGCGGCACGGGGGUUGGGGACCACUGCUGCACAUCAUGGAAAUAUUUACUUCACUGUAAUCUUUUAAUAUUUGGACAAAAGAAAUGACAGGAAUGAUAUUUUUGUUGGAUAAUUCCUUUUUUUGCAUUGCGGUAAUGAAAUGCACGUAGUCCAAAAUAGGUUUUAUUUUCUGUUCUAAAUUAAGACCAUAUUUUAUUAUUAACAAUCCGAACAAAAAAACGUCUCUAAACAAUUACAGAAAUGACCAUAACAUUUUAUUGGUUCAUUUGUUUUUAAGCAUUACGGUAAUAAAAUUUGAAUAGUCCUAAAUAGUGGGGAUUUCAGAUUCGUGCCAAACCUGAGUAGUUUGUCUUUUUUAACAUUAAAUAUUGUUUAUACAUUUUUUGUGUCGCUUUCCUCCCCCACCCAAGGCUUAAAAAUUUCCACAGUCAAGAAAGAAAUAUGUCUUUUAACCUUGUUUGCUCUUAACAGAUUUACUCAUUGGCAUUGCCUCUUUUCUUAUGACCCACAUUCAUUCCAUUCCACAUCUAAUUUAAGUCCCUGAAGUUGUCAAGUAUGUCCUCUGUUCUCGAGCCAAGCACAGAAACAGCUUCAUGAUGUAACACUUACUCUAGAUUUCAGAGUAAAGCCACCAAAGACUGAGGAUCGUUUCUAAAUCUAACCCUAGAGUCACUGAACAAUCUCUUCGUUUCCUGCGACCGUGUGAUUUAUAUGUAUAUGUUGUGCAUAAUUUUCUUCUAACAUAGAUAUGAGAUGUAGAUAUUAUGUGAUUGUGACCAUCACAGAUGGUUAUGGCACUCGAUUGGGGUAUAAUUUUAUUUGAUUGUCGUGUGUUAUUCAUUUUUUAAUAUUUUAGUUUCAAAGAGACCCACAAUACAUUGCUUUCAGAUAACAUUUCUCCAUGUUGUAAAAAGUGUUUUUAAUGUUAUUCAUCCUAGAUUUGGGGUUUCUAAAGGCUUUUCUGUGGUGCAAGUUUUCAAAUUGUAGCAGGUUGGUUUUUGACCAUCAAUGAAGCAUGAAUGUCGAAUGAUGUUGAUGAAAUCUUAAUGAAGUCAAUGACUAAAUGCUGUUAGUUUCACUUCUUUAGCUACACCGCACUUUACAUCUAAAUCAAUUGUCCUCUUUGAUUUCUUGUACAAAAGUGAAACAAAAAUCCAUCAUGUCGCUUUAAAUUGUCCAGCAAUUAUUGUGACUGUAUCGUCUUGCUGUUUUUGAUUGUACAAUUGGUCAAAUUGUCAAAUUAUUUCCGAUAUGUCAAAAAAUAUAUGAUUUUUCUGUUUAUAGUUACACUAGCCACUUUUUAAAUACCAGCAUACUGUAAGGGGACCUCAAGUGUUAAUGUUUCUGAUAUGUCAUGUCUUAAGUUUUUAGCACGCAAGGCCAGUGUGAUUUUUGUUUUUUUUUUCUACCACAGCACUGUACUCACUGUACCGAAAUUUUAAAAGAUAGACAUACUUGUGAACACUUAAAACUGCUGCCUUUAGAGACAUUUUAGUAAUAAAACAAGUGGAAAAUAA
Molecule: messenger RNA, 8050 nt
Organism: Danio aesculapii
Lineage: Eukaryota; Metazoa; Chordata; Actinopteri; Cypriniformes; Danionidae
Product: rho guanine nucleotide exchange factor 18-like
Exons: 30
Coding region: 469-4593 (1374 amino acids)
Biological process (GO): small GTPase-mediated signal transduction
Molecular function (GO): guanyl-nucleotide exchange factor activity
Source: RefSeq, a predicted model, not a curated record